Molecule: messenger RNA, 570 nt
Organism: Olea europaea var. sylvestris
Lineage: Eukaryota; Viridiplantae; Streptophyta; Magnoliopsida; Lamiales; Oleaceae
Product: paternally-expressed gene 3 protein-like
Exons: 4
Coding region: 1-570 (189 amino acids)
Source: RefSeq, a predicted model, not a curated record
AUGAAGGUUCAAAAGUCUGGUGAAGCAUUGAAUGAGCAGCAACAAUGCUAUGCUAUUGAGAUUUUUGACGAAUCAGUAGAAGGUGAUGACGUGUAUGUAGUUGAUGAAAUGGAUGACAUGGAAGCAGAUGAAGAGGAAGUUUAUACAUUGAGGUCUGAACAUGAGUUGCAUGACGCUGAACCGCAGCAGGAGCUAUAUGCUGCUGAACAAGAGGUGCAUGCUGCUGAACAUGAUGCCGAAGCAGAGGCUCAGCAGGAGCUGCAUGCUGCUGAACAAGAGGCGCAGGCUGCUGAACACGAUGUCGAAGCAGAGGUGCAGCCUGCUGAAAUUGAUGUGCAUGUUUCUGGACCACAGCAGCAGGCUGCUGAACAUGAGUUGCAUGAUGCUGAACCAGAGGUGCAGGCUGCUAAAACUUAUGUGGAGUUUGGUGAAGCUCCUGACCUGGAUGAUGAAUAUGAGGAGGGUAUUUUGGGAGAGGAAUAUACUGACUCAGAGUACGAGCAGGAAGAAAAUAUUGCUAUGGAGGAUAAUGAUGAAAACACAUAUUUCAGAAUACGAAGACUCCAAUGA